Messenger RNA from Danio rerio (zebrafish), 1394 nucleotides. RefSeq names its product G patch domain and ankyrin repeats 1 (gene gpank1). Gene Ontology annotation, molecular function: nucleic acid binding. The record is from RefSeq and is marked validated. NCBI's taxonomy places the organism in Eukaryota, Metazoa, Chordata, Actinopteri, Cypriniformes, Danionidae.
AAAAAUCGACACAAGAAUGAGAGCGUUGUGUUUACUGGACGUAAGUGUGUGUUCAUUACCUUGGGUUUACUGGACUAUCUUGGGCAUGAGCUGCAGUCGUAGGAUUUUUCAUUUGUCUAUUUAAUAGCAAAGUGUUAAAGAUGAACAACCCAGUCUACUUCACCAGAGCCAAACAAGAGGAGACGCUCUGGAUAGAAAAAAAGAAAGAAGACAAGCAAACAAUUUCUGGGGUUGAGGCCAGAGACUUUUACCAAAGCCUCUUACAAGAGAGAGAUAGAGAAAGGCCAAGAGAUGGAGAAGCAGCAGCAAGUAGAAGAGCAAAAAGACGAACAGAACCCAAUCGAAGAAGAAGAGAAGCAAGAAGGCUAGAAGCUUCCACUGUGCAGCCAGUUUGCACGGAGCGUGAUGGACACAAACUCCUGCAGUGCGCCCAGGAAGGCAACAUUCGGGCCCUGAAAGACCUCUUACGACGUGGCUGUGAUGUCAACUUCCGGGAUGAUUUUUUCUGGACAGGUGUGAUGUGUGCGAGUCAGGCAGGACAAACAGAAGCCGUUCGGCUGCUCCUGGAGCAUGGGGCCGCUUGGGUUGGAGUCGUGGACAAACAGGGCAGAGAUGCUCGAGAUCUGGCGCUGCAGGCCGGUCAUCAGGAUGUAGUGAGGGAGUUGGAGCAAUUUAAUGUGCCAGAGACCACAAACACAUCUAUAACAAACAAUGCAGACAGGUUAGAUGAUUUAGUGUGCAGAUGUCCAAACAUUGUUCAUUUUUAAAUAAUACUUUAAUUUUGAUUUUGACUGUGAUUGUUUUUUCUUUUAUGAUGAGCUGAUAUAAAAAAUGGUUUUGAGAGGACAAACGUAUAAUUGCAGUAAAUGCUGGUUAUGAAAAAUGUAAAAAAAAAAAAAAGCAAGAGUGUCAUUUUCUUAAACAUCAGUGUGUGAGAUUAAUAACAACACACACACUGAUAUUAAUGAAAAUAAUUGUAUAUAACGACUAGUUAGUAUUAUUUGAUUUAGAUCUUACAAAAAAAAACUCAUAAAAUAGGCACACAUAGCUCUAAAAAUCUAACCUAAACUCUAAAAGUUCUCAUCACAAGUGAUAUUUUAUAGAUUAGAUGGUCUUUAUCAGACCUAAUGUGUAUGUUUCUUUUUUUCAGACACCAGUCAUCAUAUAUAUAUAGUUUUAUUUUUUAUUUUUUGACCAAAGUGUUUUGAAUAACCCUGGUCUUAAAGUCCAAUCGGAGUGUCAAAAUUCAUGGUGGCCGCCCUGCCAACAACACUGUGAGUUUACGCUGCUGCUGAUGAGAGCAUCAUUGGUUCUGGCCUCCCUACCUUUAUAAUUCUGAAGAUUGGAAUGUUUUCAUAUUUAAUAAUGAAAUAAACCAAUUAAAGCUGUUUGUA